Molecule: messenger RNA, 851 nt
Organism: Neurospora crassa OR74A
Lineage: Eukaryota; Fungi; Ascomycota; Sordariomycetes; Sordariales; Sordariaceae
Exons: 1
Coding region: 486-851 (121 amino acids)
Source: RefSeq, a predicted model, not a curated record
GAGAGUGGUAAUCGGCUGUCAGCUUCGGACAACAGUUCCAUCUCCACAAAUUGGCAGGCCAUGCAUGAACAGGCAGAGAGCAGAACCUCACAAGGCCGGAGAUGUGAUUGGUAAUUUACGUACCAUGAAGUUCGGACUUGAUGUCAUUAGGAUCAUGAUGCUUGUAGGCCCGGAGCUGGAUGAACAUGUCUGUCAGCACGGUUCGUAACAAUGAGGAGGAGGAGGCGGAGGAGGAGAAGAAGAAGGCAGAAGAGUAGGAAGACGAGGUGUGGGACAGCGAGAAAGUGGAAUAGGAGGAGGACAUUGACGGGUAGGAGGGCAAGGAGGAGAAAGAGCUUGAAGAAAGAAUCAGAUAUAAAAGCUCUCCCUUCCUCCUUCUGUCGUCCACCCAGAUCAUCACCAACACAACCAUCACAUCUUCUCUUACCUGCAAAACAACAUCACAACAAACCAACCCAAACCCCUUACCAACCACCGCCAUCAAAAUGCAGUUCUCCACCGUCCUUCUUUCGGCCAUUGCCUUCUUUGCCGGCGCUGAGGCCUGCAAGUGCCUUGCGUUCGGCGGCGGCGUCGACUCGAAUGCCUCCCACCAAUGCUGUGACCAACAGCACGGCAGCUGGCGCAACGGCAACGACUGCGCCGCCAGCUCCAUCUCCGAGCACUUGUCCAACUUCCGUACCUGCUGCAAGAGCAGAGGCUCUCAAACCUCGGACUGCGACUACCCCCACAAGCGCGCGGUUGCUGCCGACACCGAUGUUGUCGUCGAAGACGGCAUCAAGAUUGCCACGGUCGAUGGCGUUGCUCUCACCAUUGUCGAGAGGGCUAAGAUCCCUAUCCCCACCCACUUCUAA